UGAAAGAUGUGUAUCAGCCAACUUCAUAGUGAGACCAGUCGGACACGUCUGACCACUCUUUGUCACUCAGGUGAUGAAUAGAGCACCACCCUCGUCUUGACGUGGUACUCAGGUGUCAGCAAAUCAGGUGGUGGCCACUGUUAUAUCACAGGUUCUCUUUAAAAACAGCGUUGUUGGGCUGAAGAUCAUAUUUUACACCGACUCUAACUUGAGAACACAGAAAGAAAAGCCAUCAAGAUGCCUGCCAGCCUCUGUGGUACAUGGGAAAUGAUCAGCAAUGUCAACUUUGAGGGCUACAUGAUUGCACUUGGCAUCAGCACCUACCUGCGAAAAAUUGCUAUGAAGUUGAAGCUGAAGAAGGUGAUUGAGCAGCACGGGGACAAGUAUGUCAUCAAAACCAUCAGCGCUUUCCGAACUUACUCCGUCUCCAUCAGAGUGGACGAUGAGUUUGAGGAGUUUACGAAGGGCCUGGACAACAGACACGUUAAGUCACUGGUGAGAUGGGAGGGAAAGAAACUUGUGUGCACACAGACUGGUGAGAAGAAGAAUCGGGGAUGGACUCACUGGAUUGAGGAUGGCAAGCUCCAUCUGGAGCUGCACUGCGAAGGACAAGUCUGCAAGCAGGUUUUUAAGAAGAAUGUAAAUGAAUGAGGAGGAAUGAGAGAAGCAUUUUGGGAGAAGGCAAUCAGUAAUGAAAGGCAUUGUGUGUCAGAUCCACCAAUGUCAACCCUGAAGAACAACACUGCAAAAAGACGGUGGUAUUUUUCUCUGCAAUACAGCUCCCAACAUUCAUCAGGAGAAGAGGAAAUGUCUGUCCUGUCAGGGAAUGAAUUUACACCAACAGAUGGCAUUGUUGCAUCACUUUUGGAAGAUGAUGCAGCUUCUUGGGGAGAGACAAAAGUCCCUAAUCUGUCUGAAAAAACAAACAAAGAGAAACUAUGCAAAUAGAUGUACUGUACAUAUAUUUAGAUAUGCCUCUGUGUGUGUAUAUACUAUAUAUAUAUAUAUAUAGGGUGAAAGAGAGAGGAUGGACAACAUUAUUUGUCCAUCAUACAACUUGUACUACUUGUAAAAACAUUUAGAGCCAAUGUCAGAUAAAUUGAUUGCACAAUAUUUUGUUGUAUUAUAUUUUUACUAAAUAAAACUUGUUUGAAAGAG
Molecule: messenger RNA, 1158 nt
Organism: Menidia menidia (Atlantic silverside)
Lineage: Eukaryota; Metazoa; Chordata; Actinopteri; Atheriniformes; Atherinopsidae
Source: the annotation of a GenBank genome assembly